This is a messenger RNA of Acipenser ruthenus (sterlet), 3023 nucleotides long. RefSeq names its product serine/threonine-protein kinase 17A-like. The record is from RefSeq and is a predicted model, not a curated record. Lineage: Eukaryota; Metazoa; Chordata; Actinopteri; Acipenseriformes; Acipenseridae. Bases 437 to 1498 code for a protein of 353 amino acids. The transcript is spliced from 7 exons. Gene Ontology annotation, molecular function: ATP binding; protein serine/threonine kinase activity. Gene Ontology annotation, biological process: protein phosphorylation; intracellular signal transduction; positive regulation of apoptotic process. Gene Ontology annotation, cellular component: nucleus.
GUCUGCUCAGCCCUUUAAACUAACACAGAGUUCUAUGGAUUGUAAUUCAAGUGACCGAUACUAGGCAUUGCAGGGCUUGGGUGUCACAGUCCUGCCCGUUUAACUAGAUUAUUAUAUAUAUAUUUUUAGUUUGUUUAUUUUUUAUUAUGAAAUAGUGGCGUUUGUAUUUAAAAAAUAUAUGUAAUUGCAAAAAAAAAAAAAGAUACAAAUUAGUUAAACUGCUGUUAUUGCAUACACUGUUUUAUUUUAAAUAAACUCAUUGUGGAAAACGGGUUAAAGAAUCAAUUUUGUUUUAAAUUAAAUAAAAUAUUUAUUAUUUUUGUUUGUUGGGGAUUUUUUUUUUUAGUUUCAGAAGCGUGUAUACUUCUGUUUGCUACACAGAACUAACACGCACGCUCAAAUAUAUAUUUAUUUAGAUUUGCUUUAAUAGUUUGCAAUGAUGAACCGAAAUGGAAUGGUCUCAAAAAUCCAAACGCGAAUACGAACGGACCCUUUCAAAAACAAUUACGAUAUAGCUGGCAAAGAAUUAGGAAGGGGGAAGUUUGCCGUUGUGAGGAAAUGCGUUGAAAAGACGACGGGGAAUGAGCACGCAGCCAAAUUCUUACGGAAACAACGAAAGGGCGAGGAUUGCCGAAUGGACAUCAUCAAUGAAAUAGCCAUCCUGGAAAUGGCAAAAUCCAACCCAUACGUGGUAGCCCUGCAUGAAGUCUAUGAGACCACUUCUGAAAUCAUUCUGGUCCUGGAAUACGCUGCCGGUGGUGAGAUCUUCAAUCAGUGCGUGGCAGACAAUGACGAGGCUUUCACAGAGAACGACGUCAUCAGAUUGGUCAGGCAGAUCCUGCUCGGCGUGGCCUUCCUGCAUCGCAGUAAUGUGGUCCACCUCGAUCUCAAGCCUCAGAACCUCCUUCUGACCAGCGUCCGGCCCCUGGGGGACAUCAGGAUUGUGGACUUUGGCCUGUCCAGGAGGGUGGACAAUGUGAGAGAGGUCCGAGAGAUCUUGGGCACGCCUGAAUACGUAGCUCCAGAAAUCUUGAACUACGAACCAAUUCGUAUAUCGACGGACAUGUGGAGUAUCGGCGUGUUGACGUAUGUCAUGUUGACGGGCGAAUCUCCCUUCCUGGGAGACAACAAGCAGGAAACCUUCCUCAACAUUUCCCAGGUGAACGUCGACUACUCCCAGGACGUGUUCGAGGGCGUCUCGGAUCUGGCCGUGGACUUCAUCAAAUCUCUGCUCAUCAAGAACCCCAGAAAGAGGGCUACAGCUGAAGACUGCUUGAAACACCCUUGGCUGUGCCCACACCCCACUAUCCUGGAGGGCCUGUCGGAGACAGAGGCCAGGCAGUCUCAGUCGGAGCCCGAGAGCCCUGAUUCAGCCGAGGAGCUGGUCCUGCAGGCCUCCUACACCAUCUGCACCUCCCAGAGUGACCUGCAGGCCUUCCGCAAGACCUUCAUAUUCGAGGAGUCCUUACCAGAGAUCCAGCAAGAACUGGUCUGCUGAUGUUUUAGCAGUCAAGAAAGAAAGACAUUGUAAAUAAGAGUUGAGCGAUGAGCUUCUCUGGCUUACAAACUUCUCUGGAUAAGUGAGGUCUGCUGAGGUUGGGCUCAGGUUCCGUGGUGCUGUUUGCGGGACACUGUCUUGCGUUUUGAAGUUCUGAGGGUUUUGACCGGGACACCAGGAUUUGGGUUGGACUUGGAAAAAGCAAAAUGUUUUUUUUUGUUUUUCUUAAACUAAACCUUUCUGGUUGCCACAGGGAUCUUCCAGGGUUUUUAUGGAAAUUGUUCCCGCUUGCUGGAGCUUCAGUAAGGCAAAAAGAUAACGGGUCUUGGGUCUCUGUGCCACAGUAAUAGAUCCAGAUAAAACAAACCACAUUAAGUGGUAGAAUUGCCUGAGGCUGUUUUUGUUUGUCUCUGUUGAAUCUUUACUGCUUGAACUCACUGUUCAUGUUUUGAUGGCUUACUUUGAAACUUUUUUUUUUUACCACGCUGUUCUCUUCGUGAUUAGCCUGCAGGCUAUUUUUGAAAGUGUCACUUCUCGAAAGGGAAAUUAAAAAAGUUCAAGUUAAAUCUAUAUAGAAGAGAAGAGUUAAGGAGAGGGUGAAGGUUAUCGCUGGGAGCUGGGUGUUGUGAGGGGUAGCUAACUUGUCAUGUCGAACUGUUGGAUUUUUAGACUGAACAGAGAUAUCGAAAUGUUGACUUUCGGGUGAACCCAAGCAUUUCUGUGGGACAGCUGAUGUUGAUUUAAAGAUGAUCUGCUUUAACUUUUAGCCUGGUUCCACCUUAUUAAAGAAACAUAUUAAUCACUUUGGUUUCAACUUUGAUGGUUAUGCACUUUUUUAUAUAUAUAUAUAUAAACAGCCCCAUUGUUUGAAAGGUUGAGGGUUCUGUUUGUCAUCACAAAUGUAGUUCUGCAUAUUCACAUUACACCUGCUUUACAGACAUCAGUUCAUCAGUGGGGCACAUAAUUGUAUCAAACUGUAGCAUUAUUUCUCUUGUAGCAUGUGUGCAUUUUUUCUAGAACACCUCACACUGUUCCAGGCACAGAUGAUUCUAGAAUUUCUAGAGAUGCCAACCAAGUAACAUUGCACAGUAUCUAGUGGGCCAUUUUUAUCGUUUUUGAUUUUUCAUUGUGACAAUUUAAAGAUUUCAGUUUAAUUAUAUCACAAGUGGCCAGUGUUGUAUUUUAGUGCCUGUCAUUUUACGUGGUUCUUCAAAUAAUGAUUAUUGUGUAAAAAGAAUAAAACUGCACUCCAAUUAAAACAAACAGAAAAGAAAGGGUACAGGAGACUGCAGUUUCUCAGAAAAAGAAAUUACAAUCUGAUUUCAAGCUAGCACAACUUCAAUUUUCCGGACCGAUUUUGUUUUGAUGAAAUACAGAAUAAAACGUAAACAGACUUUGAAGAAUACAUACAUUGAAUUAUUAUUAUUAUUAUUAUUAUUAUUAUUAUUAUUAAUGAAGAAAUACCCUGUUAAUUAUUUUUCUAUUUUGCUUUUUUUUUUUAAUAAAAGAUUAAUAUUAUAAAAUA